This is a messenger RNA of Verruconis gallopava, 1019 nucleotides long. RefSeq lists its product as uncharacterized. The transcript is spliced from 2 exons. Gene Ontology annotation, cellular component: mitochondrial large ribosomal subunit. Lineage: Eukaryota; Fungi; Ascomycota; Dothideomycetes; Venturiales; Sympoventuriaceae. Gene Ontology annotation, molecular function: structural constituent of ribosome; ribonuclease III activity. Bases 33 to 869 code for a protein of 278 amino acids. The record is from RefSeq and is a predicted model, not a curated record. Gene Ontology annotation, biological process: RNA processing; mitochondrial translation.
CUUACUGACACGGAUAUUCAUCAUUGAUUCGCAUGCAAGCCUCAAUGGCCACCUGUUCAUCGGCGCGAAGACUAGCGACGACUACCUCAAGCCCGCUGCGAUGUAUAGGUAGCACAAAGACCUGGACACAGUCCGCCAAUCGCACCUUUGUCUGCUCACAAUGUCGGCACCCUUCGUCGAGAACGUUCUCCACGGCCCCGUACGUCUCGCAGGAAGCAGACAAUGACCGUGCAGAGAGGCCACGAUGGCAGCAGACGCCAAAAGGAAUGCAGAUGCCUUUCAAGAUACGACCGAGGGACAAGCGCAAUGAGUGGACGUGCAACGAAGACCCAAAGAAGGUUGCCGACUUUUACAACAGAUUUUUGGGUGAGGGCGGAGAAUCUGUGCUGAGCGAGGAGACGAGAUGGUUGGCGAUCACGCACAAGAGCUUUGAUCAGGGAAGGAGAGGUUUCAACGAUCGUUUGAGCUACAUGGGUAAACGCAUAGUCGACCUGCAGACAUCGCUGGCGCUCGUAGCGAAACCGCGGGAUCCGCUCUCGGAGCAGGGCCCGGACGCGUACGGUCGCUACCCUUUUGAACACCCUCUUCUCGAGGGCCUGGAGCACCUCUCGGAGCGUCAGAAAUCCGCCGUGCUGAGCAAGAACAAGCUCGCGCAGCUUGGCAAGGAGUACGGUCUACAAAACGUGCUGAGGUGGAGGCCAAAGAAAGUAGAUAACCUGUCGGGCUCUGGCUUGGAGCUCGUCAUGGCUCAAGCCAUGUACGCCGUCGUGGGAGCAGUCGCGUUGGAGAGGGGCGGCGAAAUGGCGAACAAGGUGACGCGGGAGAAGAUUCUGGCUCCACUUGGUCUGGGGCAGCCUGAACGGUCGUAGCGGAAAUGGGAAGCAUCAGCAUUGUACGAUUAUUCUGACCGAUCAUAGAUUCUUUUGCGAGCCGGACCAGCUGCACGUUACUGGAUUUCUGGAUGUAGGUGCAAGUGCCAGGCACCCGAGGACAGCAAAAUGUAUUUUGAUUGCACACCG